GUGUCAUCUGUGUUGGAGAUGCUGAUGCUGGCUCCGCUCGUUUUGGCCGCCGAGAUUUCCGCGGCUAACUUGAGCCCGUCGACCGCCGCGACCGCCCCUAUCGAGGAGGCCGCGACAGAGCGCGGCUUUGGCUGCAGCCUUUCGGGCUGCGGCACGUACAACCAGUACACGGGCGAGUGGUCGGGCACGAACUGGAAGGGCGAGCAUGCCGCCGGCAAUACGUACACGGGCCAGUGGCACGCGAACGGCUGGGAGGGUUCGGCGACCGGCAACACGCACACAGGCAACUACGCAGCAACGGGCUGGCAGGGCAGCAUCGCCGGGAAUGGCUACUCUGGCGGCUAUGUCGCGCAAGACAACUGGGGCCGCACCCACUAUGGCAACUCUCACUACGGGCCCUACUACCUAGUCAAGGAAAAGGCGAGCGGGCUCGUCGCCGACCACGCCGUCUUCGCUGCAGUCGGCGCCGCCGCCGCGCUCUUCGUGGCGGUUGGCCUCUUGCGCCGUGCCCGCAACAUCUCGCUGCAACACCCGGUCGCCGGCGUCACACCGGCGCCGCUUAGUUUGGUGUGAGGGUCCGGCAAGCGCUUUUGUCCUCUUCCGCGGGCCCCGGAAUUGCGCGGUAAGAGGUCCAGAAGAGGUCACGCCCGUGAGAAGCCUUGUCAGCUUGAGAGGCCAACGAGAGAGAGGGCUACCCGACGCGGUUUGCCCAGAAUUUCACAGUGUGUUUAUUACGUGUUUCCGGCUGUGCGAGUACCCC
Messenger RNA from Emiliania huxleyi CCMP1516, 760 nucleotides. RefSeq lists its product as hypothetical. Bases 19 to 573 code for a protein of 184 amino acids. Lineage: Eukaryota; Haptophyta; Isochrysidales; Noelaerhabdaceae. The transcript is spliced from 4 exons. The record is from RefSeq and is a predicted model, not a curated record.